Tupaia belangeri chinensis (Chinese tree shrew) is the source of this 1708-nucleotide messenger RNA. RefSeq names its product olfactory receptor 1F12. Lineage: Eukaryota; Metazoa; Chordata; Mammalia; Scandentia; Tupaiidae. Gene Ontology annotation, cellular component: membrane. Gene Ontology annotation, biological process: G protein-coupled receptor signaling pathway. The record is from RefSeq and is a predicted model, not a curated record. Gene Ontology annotation, molecular function: G protein-coupled receptor activity; olfactory receptor activity. The coding region runs from base 11 to 955 and encodes 314 amino acids. The transcript has a single exon.
CCAUUUGACCAUGGAGACAGGAAACCACACAAGUGCCUCCGAGUUCAUCCUCCUUGGGCUCUCCAACCGACCAGAGAGGCAGGAGCUCAUCUUUGGGCUCUUCUUUAUCAUGUACUUGGUCGGCGCCACAGGGAACUUGCUCAUCAUCCUGGCCAUUGGCUCAGACUCCCAUCUCCACACACCAAUGUAUUUCUUCCUCAGCAACCUCUCCCUGGUGGAUUUCUGUUUCAUCUCAGCCACAGUCCCCAAGAUGCUUGUGAACAUUCAGACACAGACUCAGUCCAUUUCCUAUGGUGGCUGCCUAACCCAGAUCUACUUCUGCAUUCUACUCGCAAACAUGGACAACUUCCUCCUGACAGCAAUGGCAUAUGACCGCUAUGUGGCCAUUUGCCAUCCCCUCCAUUACUCCACCAUGAUGAGUCUGCAAGUCUGUGGUCUGAUGCUGGGGGCUUCUUGGCUCAUUGCCAGUCUUCACUCCCUGCUGCAUACCCUCCUCAUGGCUCGGCUGGAGUUCUGUGCCAGUAAUAUCAUCCCUUACUUCUUCUGUGACCUUGUUCCUCUGCUCCAGCUCUCCUGUUCCAACACCCAGCUCAACCAGCUCAUGAUUCUGCUGGUGGGAGGCUUGAUUGUCCUCAUUCCCUUUCUUGGCAUUCUCAUCUCCUAUAUACACAUUGUGUGUGCUGUGCUCAAGGUCCCAUCUGCUCGGGGUAAACAAAAAGCCUUUUCCACCUGUGGCUCCCACCUCACUGUAGUCAUCCUCUUCUAUGGGACCAUCACAGGAGUCUAUCUGAGUCCCCCAUCCUCCCACUCUGCUGACAAGGAUUCACUGGCAUCAGUGAUGUACAUGGUGGUGACUCCAAUGCUGAAUCCCUUCAUCUACUGCCUGAGAAACAACGACAUGAAAGGAGCUCUCAGGAAACUGUUCAGCUUGAAGGGUUUAUCCCAUGGGCUAUGACACAACAGUUUCUCCUUGGGGCCUUUGCACUGGGAAGGGAAAGCACUCCAGGCACAGGCCUCACAGACAGGGAGGAAAAAUACAGAUCUUGUCUGAAAUUGUCACCAUGGCUGAGGGAAUGAAAUUCCUCUUUACACCAAUAGGUAAUUUGCAAGUCUGAUAAAUUUCUUGUCCCCUAUACAGGGUAUUUCCAGACAACCAAGAGGGGAAUAAACUUUUUCCCAAAGACAUAGAACCACAUCAAAAGAUUUAUCUGCAGAUCUUUUGAGAAGGUUGAAAAGGUUAUACAUUCCAUGUAAACAUGAUGAACUCAUAGGAACUCAUGACCUGUGCUGAGAGCCUGUGCCAAAGACAAGCCUCCAAUUACCUAGCCCAUCUGAAAGUCAUUGUUCUGCCAGCACUGUCUCCUCUAAUGCUGUUCCAGCAGGCCCAUCUUGCCCAUUUCUAUCUAUAAAAUCCUACUUGUCCUUCAACACUCAAACCAAAUACCACAUCCUUCGUGAAACCACCUCAAGUGUCUCAAGUCAAAAGAGCACAUCCUUUUCAUUCUAGAGCACCAUAAAACUCAAAAUUUAAUUCCAGCCCUUUUUAUGCUCUGCUUUACAUUACUUAUGUUCACCCCAAAUUCUACCCUAGACUACAAAAGAUCCUAUUCAUUUUAAUAACCCCUGCAGACUGGAUGGUGGCACAGCAGUAAAGCACAAAGCUGCUAAAGUUUUGCAAUCCUGACCCACAUGGGAAGUUCCAGGUUCA